Molecule: messenger RNA, 483 nt
Organism: Thermothielavioides terrestris NRRL 8126
Lineage: Eukaryota; Fungi; Ascomycota; Sordariomycetes; Sordariales; Chaetomiaceae
Exons: 1
Coding region: 1-483 (160 amino acids)
Source: RefSeq, a predicted model, not a curated record
AUGCCGUUUCAGAACCUACUUGAGACUCUCACCAAGGAUGUCAGCUUUGGUGAAGAUAUCGACCUCAUCCUCGGACUGACCACCACGGCGUUUGCAGCAGACCAGCUGCUGAAGGCCAUGGUCGACAAGAAGCACAUGACUAGGCACCUUGGACUGGCCGGACUGAGCGGUGUUGCUGCCGCAGCUGCCUUCACCAUGAUGAGACGCGAACACCGCGAGCGCCAUCCAACAGCUCGCCCAAGAAGACACAGGAGUCAUCGGCAUGGCACGGAAAACGACUUGGACUCAGACUGUGACGAUGGCUGUCCCCAUGCACAGUCUCCCAGCCGAACCCAGGCUCAACAGGUGCAAGGCGAGGCCAGACAAGAGGAGACCUUGGCCACAACGCAGAUCCAUGGACAAGGCCGGUUGCAGGAACAUUGGAAACCGUCACUGUCCUCAGCACCCCACCACCCCCACUCCCCCGUCAGGAGGGCGACAUGA